Aspergillus oryzae RIB40 is the source of this 1077-nucleotide messenger RNA. Its product is annotated as NAD(P)-dependent alcohol dehydrogenase. Gene Ontology annotation, molecular function: L-iditol 2-dehydrogenase (NAD+) activity; zinc ion binding. Gene Ontology annotation, biological process: D-sorbitol catabolic process. The record is from RefSeq and is a predicted model, not a curated record. NCBI's taxonomy places the organism in Eukaryota, Fungi, Ascomycota, Eurotiomycetes, Eurotiales, Aspergillaceae. The coding region runs from base 1 to 1077 and encodes 358 amino acids. The transcript is spliced from 3 exons.
AUGGGUGCGCCACCCAAAACCGCUCAGAACUUGUCCUUUGUCCUCGAAGGGAUUCAUAAGGUCAAAUUUGAGGACCGACCAAUCCCUCAACUGAGAGAUGCUCAUGACGUUCUCGUGGAUGUCAGGUUUACCGGUAUUUGCGGUAGUGACGUUCACUAUUGGGAACAUGGCUCAAUUGGUCAAUUUGUCGUCAAAGAUCCUAUGGUACUAGGUCAUGAAUCUUCUGGCGUAAUCAGCAAGGUCGGCUCGGCUGUUACAACAUUAAAGGUGGGGGAUCAUGUUGCCAUGGAGCCUGGUAUACCGUGUCGCCGGUGUGAGCCCUGUAAAGAAGGGAAGUAUAACCUCUGCGAAAAAAUGGCCUUCGCCGCAACGCCACCUUACGACGGUACGCUAGCCAAGUAUUAUGUCCUGCCCGAGGACUUCUGCUACAAGCUUCCUGAAAACAUCAAUCUUCAGGAAGCUGCUGUGAUGGAGCCUCUCAGCGUCGCUGUGCAUAUUGUAAAGCAAGCAAAUGUAGCGCCAGGACAAUCUGUGGUAGUCUUCGGUGCCGGGCCGGUGGGGUUAUUGUGCUGCGCGGUGGCUAGGGCUUUUGGCUCCCCGAAGGUCAUCGCCGUGGACAUCCAAAAAGGAAGGCUGGAAUUUGCGAAGAAAUAUGCCGCAACAGCAAUCUUCGAACCUAGCAAGGUUUCUGCGUUGGAAAAUGCAGAACGAAUUGUUAAUGAAAAUGAUCUCGGCCGUGGAGCGGAUAUCGUUAUUGACGCAUCAGGUGCUGAGCCUUCAGUUCAUACGGGCAUACAUGUCCUUCGUCCUGGUGGCACUUACGUGCAAGGUGGUAUGGGAAGGAAUGAAAUCACCUUUCCCAUCAUGGCGGCUUGCACGAAAGAGUUGAAUGUCAGGGGCAGUUUCCGUUACGGCAGUGGUGAUUAUAAGCUUGCGGUUAACCUAGUAGCUUCAGGCAAGGUUAGCGUAAAGGAACUAAUCACCGGAGUCGUCAGUUUUGAAGACGCGGAACAAGCGUUCCAUGAAGUCAAAGCUGGGAAGGGUAUCAAGACACUUAUUGCUGGUGUUGAUGUAUGA